AUGGGCAAGAAAAAUCUGGACGAUCGUCCCGCGUAUCUGACUGCCGACGAUGCGAAAUACUCGCUCGGCGUGCAUCGUGGGCCAUUGCCGCCCGCUGGCCUCGAUGAGAGCUCCCAGCUCGAGCAUGUCGAGUCGGCCGGUGGUCUUUCGCUCGUGAAGAAGGAGCGCAAGAAAAAGGAGAAGUUUGCUCAGCAUUGGAAGCGAUUCUGGUGUUGCUACCUCUUUCUGAAUAUCAUCUUUCUUGCUAUUUUCUUGCCCGUCUUCUUCACGGUUGCCAUCCCCGCCAUUUCACAGAUGGUCGUGAACAAAUCCGACCUGGUCCUCGUCAAUGCCGCCGUGAUGCAGCCGCGCCCCGACUCAAUUAAGCUGACGCUGAAGUCGGCACUGAACCUGAAGGUCGCGUUGCCUGUGCGCAUCGAGGAUAUUGAUCUGAAUUUGUUUGUGCGCGACACGGGCCCAUCAAACCCCUGGGCCCAGAUCACUAUCGACGGCAAGACGAUCAAGGGCAACACGACCCUCGGUAUCUCAGAGAAGCACACGCCACUGGUCAAUCUGACCACCUGGACAGACUAUGUCCACAAUGUCGUGUUCAAGAAAGAAACGGCCCUGUCGAUCAAGGGCACAACGAACUCGUACUUGGGGGUGCUUAAGUCCAGGGUCACUAUGGACAAAGACGUGUUGUCUCCUACUCUUGAUUCCUUCUCUGGGUUUUCCAUUUCCGACACAUCACUGGUCGCGACACGCCCCGACGGCACGAACCUGGUCGGCAACGCCUCGCUCCCGAACCCAUCAGUGCUGACCCUGGAAAUUGGCACGCUAGUACUCGACGUCAAGAGCGGGGAUUUAUUAAUUGGGAAUACUACCCUGGAAAAUCUCGAACUCAAGCCGGGGCCGAAUGUCUGGCCUCUGACCGGGAUCCUGGAUCUGGGAACCAUACUUAAACACCUACCAGAGGUGAUCAAGUCGCAAAAAGACUCCCUUUCAAAGGGCCAACUCAGCCUGGACACCGUGACCCGGACGGUGACGUGGAACGGCACCCUGGUGCCGUACUACACAGACGUCAUGAAGCAGCUCACGCUGACGGCCAACGUGCAAAUCGUCGAGCUCUUGAAGAACACCAUCCACAACCUCUUGCACAGCAACACGAGCCUCAGCGAUAUGGUGCACUCGGCUGGCGGCAACAGCUCUAUCACGAAGGAUAUCCUGAACUCGGCGAGAAACAACACCGGCGGAGGCGGCACCUCGUUAUUGUCCAACAAGCUCAAGAACAACCUCGCCGUGCGCAACCUGCUUCGAGAUGAGCAUCCGGUCAAGCGGGACUCGAUCAUCGACUCGCUAGUCGAGCUAUACACCAAGUUGUGA
Messenger RNA from Penicillium alfredii, 1362 nucleotides. Its product is annotated as DUF3712 domain-containing protein. The transcript is spliced from 3 exons. The coding region runs from base 1 to 1362 and encodes 453 amino acids. The record is from RefSeq and is a predicted model, not a curated record. Lineage: Eukaryota; Fungi; Ascomycota; Eurotiomycetes; Eurotiales; Aspergillaceae. Gene Ontology annotation, cellular component: fungal-type vacuole membrane.